Messenger RNA from Trichosurus vulpecula (common brushtail), 7086 nucleotides. RefSeq names its product adaptor related protein complex 4 subunit epsilon 1 (gene AP4E1). Gene Ontology annotation, molecular function: cargo adaptor activity. The transcript is spliced from 21 exons. Bases 1 to 3438 code for a protein of 1145 amino acids. The record is from RefSeq and is a predicted model, not a curated record. NCBI's taxonomy places the organism in Eukaryota, Metazoa, Chordata, Mammalia, Diprotodontia, Phalangeridae. Gene Ontology annotation, cellular component: AP-4 adaptor complex; membrane coat. Gene Ontology annotation, biological process: receptor-mediated endocytosis; intracellular protein transport.
AUGAGCGAUAUAGUGGAGAAGACCCUGACGGCGCUGCCUGGGCUCUUUCUGCAGCACCAGGCGGCCAGCGGCUCCGGGGUGCCCCGAGUGUCCGUGUCCUCCCGGCUGGGCAGCCUCAUCCGCAGCAUCACCGCGCUCACGUCCAAGCACGAGGAAGAGAAAUUAAUUCAGCAGGAACUGGCUAGUCUGAAGGCAACUGUUUCUGCACCUGGUACCACACUAAGACUGAUGAAGGAAUGUAUGGUGAGACUUAUAUAUUGUGAAAUGCUUGGGUAUGAAUCUUCCUUUGGCUAUAUACAUGCUAUCAAGUUGGCGCAACAAGGAAACCUCUUAGAGAAGAGAGUUGGUUAUUUGGCAGUUUCUUUAUUUCUACAUGAAAACCACGAACUGUUGCUUCUCCUUGUGAAUACGGUUGUAAAGGACUUGCAGAGCACAAACCUGGUGGAAGUAUGUAUGGCACUUACUAUUGUCAGUCAGAUCUUUCCUCGAGAAAUGAUUCCUGCUGUUCUUCCACUUAUAGAGGACAAGCUACAACAUUCUAAGGAGAUAAUACGAAGAAAAGCUGUUCAGGCCUUGUACAAAUUCCAUCUCAUUGCUCCCAAUCAAGUUCAGCACAUCCAUGUUAAAUUUAGGAAAGCACUUUGUGAUAGGGACGUUGGGGUCAUGGCUGCUUCUCUGCACAUUUACCUUCGCAUGAUUAAGGAGAAUCCAUCUGCAUAUAAGGACUUGACAGGAAGCUUUGUAACAAUCUUGAAACAAGUAGUGGGAGGAAAACUCCCAGUAGAUUUCAAUUACCACAGUGUACCAGCACCUUGGCUACAAAUUCAGCUCUUGAGGAUAUUAGGACUACUAGGAAAAGAUGAUCCAAGGACAAGUGAAUUAACAUAUGAUGUUCUUGAUGAGUCCUUAAGAAGAGCUGAGUUAAGUCACAAUAUCACAUAUGCUAUUUUAUUUGAAUGUGUCCAGACAAUUUAUACCAUCUAUCCUAAACCUGAAUUGCUUGAGAAGGCUGCUAGAUGCAUUGGAAAAUUUGUUUUGUCUCCUAAAAUAAAUCUCAAAUAUUUAGGACUAAAGGCUCUUACCUAUGUUAUCCAGCAGGAUCCCAAUCUGGCACUUCAGCACCAGAUGACAAUAAUUGAAUGCUUAGACCAUCCUGAUCCCAUUAUUAAAAGAGAGACAUUGGAACUUCUUUAUAGAAUUACUAAUGCACAGAAUGUAAGUGUUAUUGUCCAGAAAAUGCUUGAAUAUUUGCAGCAGAGCAAAGAAGAAUAUAUCAUCAUCAGUUUAGUUGGCAAAAUAGCUGAGCUGGCUGAGAAAUAUGCUCCUGAUAAUGAAUGGUUUAUCCAGACGAUGAAUGCUGUAUUUUCAGUGGGAGGAGAUGUGAUGCAUCCUGAUAUCCCUAACAAUUUUUUGAGACUGCUGGCAGAAGGUUUUGAUGAUGAAAAUGAAGACAAACAGCUAAGACUCUAUGCAGUCCAGUCUUAUCUCAGCUUGCUAGAGAUAGAACAUGCAUUUUAUCCACAGAGAUUUCUGCAGGUCAUGAGCUGGGUAUUAGGGGAAUAUUCCUACCUUUUAGAUAAAGGAACACCAGACAUCGUUAUAACAAAGCUCUACAGGUUGCUUAUGAAUAAAUCUACCACUUCAGAAACGAAAGCCUGGAUUAUGGCUGCAGUGACCAAGUUGACACCCCAAGCACCCUCCUCUAAAACAGUCGAGAAACUAAUUCAGGAAUUCAGUGUAUCCCUGGACACUUGUAUGAGACAACAUGCUUUUGAAUUAAAACAUUUGCGGGAGAAUGUGGAACUUAUGAAGAACUUACUUCCAAUUGAUAAAAGUUGUGAAGACUUAGUGGUAGAUGCUUCUUUGUCUUUCCUGGAUGGUUUUGUGGCUGAAGGACUGGAUCAAGGAGCAGCACCAUAUAAACCUCACCAUCAGCGACAAGAAGAAAAGCUUUCUCAGGGAAAAGUUCUCAAUUUUGAACCAUAUGGACUGUCCUUUUCUUCAACUAUGUCUUCAUCUGGUUGCACUGGACGGCAGUCUCCAGCUGGCAUCUCUCUUGGUUCUGAUGUAUCCGGGAAUAGUGCUGAAACAGGACAGAAGGAGACAAAUAGCUUGAAGCUGGAAGGUGUGAAAAAAUUAUGGGGAAAAGAAGGCUAUCUUCCUAAAAAGGAAAACAAAGCAGGAAACAACCCUGAACUUCAACCUAUUGCUCAGGACAGUACAUUAGUGGAGAAUGUGGAUCAGAUGAUAAAGAAGGAUCAGUCCCAGUCCCUUCAUCAUUCAGAGGAAGAGGCAGAAAAACAGCGUCUGGCUUCAACGUUAUUUGUUGGGCUGGGAUCAGAAAGUGCAGUCAGUUUGCUGGGAAAAACAGAUACUGUCUCUCACAAGUUCCGAAGGAAAUCAAAAGUUAAUGACAUCAAAAAUAGAGAAGUAACCAGCGCACAUAACAUUAACUGCUCUUCUUUCAAUCCUUUGUCAAAUGCACCUUAUGAAGAUAAUGAUCAUCUGAACAAUUUUCAGGACAAAGGAGACACAAGAUUAAAGAAAUGUUCUCUUGGUUCAGAAUUUUUGGAAUCAAGUUUAAAAUCUGAGUCACUCACUGAACUACAUUUGGUUGACAAUCUCUCAGCUUGCAGCCUGUCUUCACCUUCUUUGUUUGAAGAUAAUAGCAUGGAGAUUUUUCAUCCUCCUCAUUCUACUGUUUCCUCGUUUGCUAAUGAAAUCACUUUAACUUCUUCCUUAUUGGAAGAGCUAAAUGAGCAGGUACAUUCAGAUUUAGUGGAACUCUGUAACAAUGAAAUGUUAAAAGUUUCUUCUUGCAAAAUUUGGAAAGAUGACUGCUUAUUGCUGGUCUGGUUGGUUGCCAACAAGAGCAGUUUGGAACUGAAGAGUAUGAAUUUAGAAAUUACACCUACAGAAAAUUUCAAGAUCCUUGAGCAACCUGGCUUCUGUUUUCCUGUAAUAGAAGCAGAAAGCACCAAAAGCAUCCAGCAUCGUGUGCAGAUGGAAAAGCCUUUUACAGAGGAGGGCCUUUCUGGUUAUGUUAAAUAUCAGGUGGAAGAGGAUCCAUAUAUUCAGCUAGAAUUUUCACUCACCUUAUCACUAUUGGAUUUCAUUAGACCAAUGAAGAUUUGUACUGAAGACUUUGGCAAACUUUGGCUAUCCUUUGCAAAUGAUGUGAAACAAAAUCUAAAAAUGUCAGAUUCUCAAGCUAAUUUGCCUUUUGCCCUGAAGACCCUGCAACAGAAACUAAGACUGCACAUCGUUGAUAUUAUAGGAAAUGAAGGAAUAUUGGCCUGUCAUCUACUCCCUUCAGUCCCCUGCUUACUGCACUUAAGGGCUCACGAAGGAACGGUUGCUCUGUGGUUCAGAUCCUCUUGCUCUUCUCUUCCAGAUUAUUUACUUUAUCAGUGUCAAAAGGUGAUGGAGGAAUCCUGAUCAAAACUCUGCUUGUUUUCUACUUUAAAGGUUUACAUAGAUAAAAUUAUUUACCAAAGUAAGAUGAACUCACGGUACAACUAAUGAAAAGGGGAAUGAUUUGGCUUUUAAAAGUGUUACCUAAAGGACUUCUUAGAUAAGAAAGAGCUCCAAGAAACUGUACCUUUAUCACUUUGCUCAGGAUUGUAUAAUAUUUGUGUCCUCCCAAAAGUGACCUAUGUUAGCAUUUUAAAACUGUUAAUGGUUUAACAUGACCUAGAGUAGAGAGACUGAAAAUAAUUUAUUUUGUAAUAAGCGGUUUUCUAGUUAGCGCAUUUGCUCUAGGACUAGUGGAUUUGUAGAUACAGUUAAGUCUCAGUUAUCUGUGCUAAUGGAGAGAGAAGUAAGUGGAUAAUCCCAAGUGUAAUUAAUAUUUGGUUUUGAAAUGCAUUGUCUGACUUUUCACAAACUACUUAUCUUCUUAAUUAUGUUUUGAUUAGACUAGUAUUAAAAUUAGUCUACAUUCUUUCAGCCCACACCAACUGAUACUGGUGAUAGGGGUGCAGAAGCAUGUUGGGUGGCAAGAGGAAGCCAUCUUGAUCCUAACUGUGUUACAUUGAAUCUAUCCAUGUAUGAUUGAGAAUUGACCACAAAAUCUGUCCUUUUCUCACACAGUUACUUUUUUUAAGCUGAAAAUCACUGUGCAGACUAUAUAUUUUUUAAAAUACCCACUUAAACAUUAUUAUAUAGAAAUAAAAUCCCUCAUUGGGCAUACUACAAAAACACCUCAUUUAUGGUAAUAUCUUGGCAUCAUUUGCUACUUAAUGACAUUUAAGCUAAUUUAACUUUAGGAGUAAAAUGGCAUUCAUGCUUGAUACUCUUUGAAUACACCUGAGUAGCAGCAGCACAGAUAACCUUACAGGCACUGCAGUAAAGACGUGUUAUUUUCUUAUUGUCUGGUUCUUUUUUUUCCCUCACCUGUUACAUAAGUAGCUGGCAGCCUCUGAGAAUCACUAUCAAAACUGCAACUUCUACCAGUAAAAGGAACUUAAUGCUAAACUGAGUUAAUAUUUUCAGAAUUUUAAGGUUGUAGAUUAAAGUUAAAAACAGUAUUUUACAGUCUUAAGUACUUUCCGAAGUUAUUUCAUUUUUCAAAUGGUUCAGUGGAAAUUCUUCAGGCAAUACCAUUUUAAAUCAUAGAUAGCAGUUAAUUAGUUAGCACUUAAUUUAUAUGGUCAUUCACUCAAGUCAAAAGCACCUAAUCAUAGUUGAUGAAAAUAUUAAAGGAUUGUCUUAGAAUCGACAAAUUUAAUUACUUGCAUAUAUGCUCUGCAGUAUGCCUUCCCAGCAACAAGCAGUAUUCUCAUAACUAAUUUUAAGUUGCUCAUUUCUUUAAGUAACACUUUAUUAUGACCUAUUCAUUUAAACAUAUAGUAGAGCCCUGCUUACAACAACAGUGUUAAAGGACAAAAGAAUUGUCUACAUUAUGAACUUCCCAUGCUGUGAUGAGGGAGACUAACAUGCCUAGGCAAGGGGAGAGAAGGCAGUGAUAUGUUGUUUCUGGGGUACGAGGCAGCAGUGGCAUGGCAACCUCCCCUAAGGCUCUGUUCCGUUUCUGUCCUAGUCAGUGAUAUAUUUAUCCUGCCCUUCAUGCUAUUUCUGCUGCUGCUACAGCCAUUAGUAGAGAAGAAACAUCCCCUUGUCACAGUGCAAAAGCAUAUAGUGCCAUAUGGGAACUGGAGCUCUCUCCCUUCCUCCACUUGCUGGGGUAAGCUUGUGCUCUUGAGCCCAUCGGGGAUCAGUGUUUGGAGUACUCAAGCAGGUAGAUAAAUGGCUUGUUUGGAAGGAGCACUGCAAGUUUCUUCUCUCCUUGGUUAUAAGGGGGUACAUCCCUCCCUUGCUCCAGAAGUUGUUUUAGCAGGAGUAAAGCCAAGGGCUGGAUGCUGUGGGGCACAGAAACCAGUGAGUAGAGGGAGGUAUACAAGGAGUAGUUGAAGGCUUAUCACACCGUUGUUGUUUCUGCUAUUUGGAGUUCUUCCGUAGGAGACAUGCUUUCCCUCGUUUAACAGCUGAAUCUAAUCACUACAGCUCUGCUUUAAGACUUUAAAUUUUUUUAUAUGUAUGAUUUCAAAACCAAAUGUUACAAAUACAGCGUAUGAACAAAACUCAUUAGAUUUUAAAGUAUUCAAUAACAGUGCAUAUGAUGCUUAUUUUUAUUGAACGUUUAAAUUCUAAAUCAGGCAUUAUCCUCUUUACAUUUUAUUCAGUUUGACUAUAAUGGUAUGAGACCGAUUUCAUGUGGGAUUUGUGGAACCAGUCUCAUUGCUGCGUAGUCAACUUUCUGUGCUAGGUUUAGGGACAACACUAAGAAUGUUGGGCCGGUAAUGGUGCCAGGUGCUCAGCGGUAUGAAUACUCUUCACUCUGGGUAUUCACACUGGGCCCCUUCACUGUGGCAACAAAUAUAAGGGUGGAGUGAAUAAAAGGAAAGGCAGUAAAAGUCUAAGUGCAGUGAUGGUAGAUGGAAAUAAGAUGGUGUGCUCCUCAGUGGAGGGACAUAUGUAGAAGGGGACGUUUUGCUGUCCUAGCAGAGGCAUCCAGUAAGGGUGAACCUUAGACAAAGGGGAGGAGAGGAAGGAGUGAACACUGUGGAGUGGAUGUUAUAGUGGUGGUCAUGUAGUGACUGAGAUGCCAGUCUGUGGUUAACAUAUCAAAUGUUGCAAAGCUCUGUCUCAAACACUUAAUGUUGUCUAGGAAAAUUUCUGUGUGGUGGAAAGACAGUGUUUUAUUCCCCUCACCCUCAUUUUAUUUAAUGUUAAUAUUUUGAAAAUGUUGAGCUAUCUUUUUUGUGGAACUAUCUUUUUGAUGAAUAGAAGCCAUUUUUGUCUUAUUAUCAGCCAGAUAGUUAUUGAAAGUGCACUGAACUUACUCAUUAGUAAGUAUUUUACUGUGUUAAACUUUUGGGAGAGAAAAUGAAAUGUACAUUAACAUGGAGUAAUUUUCAUGUUUUAGAGUUGGGUUCUCUAAUUUGGAAAAGUUCAAUUAAAUGUACAACUGGCAUAAAAUUGUCAAUACUAAUUACUUCUGGCCCCUGCAUUCAUUAUUUUGUAAGCAGUUAAAUAACAGUCGAAUAAUACCAGUAAAGCUAGUGGUAUUGACUAAAAGCAAUGGAAAAGAAGGUACAUAGGAAUAACUUAACUUGCUCUGUCACUGCAGUGGUAAGUUAGUAAAGAUACUUGCUUAUUGUUCCCCCACUAGAGAGAAAGACAAUUUAGACUAUAAAUUAAUUUCCAUAUUCCCUCUUCAAAUGAUGGGGAAAAAUUCACUGUGACUCAUUUAGUGCUGUCAUGUUCAAAGAAGCAAGAAAAUAUAAAUCAAGCUAUACUAAAAAUAUAGUAAAAAGGAUACUUGAUUAGAAGUCAGUUUUAAGAUACUGACACUGGCAUUUACUAUUUGUGACCCAAGGCAAAAGACAGCCUCUCUGGGCCUCACUCACUUCCUUUAUCUGUAAAAUGGGAAAGUUGGAAAAGGUGAUUUCUGAGGUCCCUUCCGGCUCUAAAUCUGUGAUCCUAUGAAGAUUUUUUUAGGUAUCGGGUUUUAUACUGGCUAAUGCAUCCCCUACAAAUCUCCAGUCUGGUCACUGAAGAUGCCUGAUGGAAUGCGGAGACUUA